Molecule: messenger RNA, 511 nt
Organism: Poecilia reticulata (guppy)
Lineage: Eukaryota; Metazoa; Chordata; Actinopteri; Cyprinodontiformes; Poeciliidae
Source: RefSeq, a predicted model, not a curated record
AGUCACUGCUAGUUUUGGGGAGUUUAUCAGUAAAGUCAAGCCCGAGCACCUGUCCUCUGUGGUUCUCCACCGCAGUAAAAGAAUGGUACUGGACAGCAUUGGAGUUGGUCUCAUUGGUAGCACAACUGAGGUGUUUGAAAUGGUGCUACAACACUGCAAGCACAUGUAUGGCCAUGAUAACAUCUGCUCAGUGUACGGAAAARGAGGCAUCAGGCUCUCCCCAACACUGGCAGCUUUUGUCAAUGGAGUGGCAACUCACUCCAUGGACUUUGACGACACCUGGCAUCCAGCAACUCACCCAUCCGGAGCCGUCCUUCCUGCUGUGUUAGCGCUCAGUGACAUGAUGCCRGCCAGCAGGAAACCCAGCGGUCUGGACUUCUUACUCGCGUUUAAYGUGGGCAUCGAGAUCCAGGGCCGCCUGAUGAGGUUCUCCAACGAGGCCCACAAUAUUCCUAAAAGGUCNUGUUCUUUUGUCAUGACCUGUGAUCAGGAAAAAAAGUCAAACACUUAA